Messenger RNA from Sphenostylis stenocarpa, 1200 nucleotides. The record is from the annotation of a GenBank genome assembly. Lineage: Eukaryota; Viridiplantae; Streptophyta; Magnoliopsida; Fabales; Fabaceae.
AUGGGUGGUUCCAUUUUCACUCACUUCCUCCUUCUACCUUCCUCUUCUUCUCCCUCUCUUUCCACUCUAGUUCCAUCCAAAUUCAAUGAAUCUGUUCCCUUCACCCUUUUCUGCAACCAAUUCCCUUCCAAAGUCUCUACUUCCUCCCCUUCCCAAUCCUCACCUCCUCGUCGUUACUCGUUUUCUGUAAAAAAGAUAAAUGCCAUCGGAAUUCAGCAAAAAGGUUCCAUACGACAUGGAGACAAUCUUGAUGCAAUGAAGAGCAGGAUUUUGCUGAAGAAGUUUCAAAGGAAAAUGCCGACGGAAUUCCUUAGUACCCUUUUCAACAAACAAUUUAUAAUUGAUCUUCAAGCUGCUCAAUGUGUUAACCAUGGAUUUGGGGUUGGUUACCCUCUUAAUUUAAGUGUACAAACUACAAUGGGCCAAACAAUUGGAAUGGACUUAAUUGUUCAAUGCUAUUUGACAGUUGUAGGAUUUUCAGUGAAUGACUUUACAACCAAAGAUAUUGAAGAUGGGGAAAGAUCAUCCAAAUGGGUUUUAGCAUUCUUGUUUGGACAAACUAUAUCAGUGAUUUCUCCUGAUGUUUCAUAUGCAAGCAGCUCAAUGAAGAUAAAUGAGAUAUAUGAGGUUGGAGAAUUGUUUGAUUUAAGCAUCCAACUAAUAUACUUGUUAUUGCUAUUGAGUUUGCUAGGGACUGGAACAUUUUUUGUGAUUCGCCAAGUUCUUGUACGCAGAGAACUCGACCUAUCAGCCAAAGAGUUGCAGGAGCAAGUCAGAAGUGGUGAUGCAGGUGCAACUGAGCUUUUUGAACUUGGUGCAGUGAUGCUGCGCAGGAAAUUUUACCCUGCUGCUACCAAGUUCUUGCUUCAAGCAAUUGAGAAAUGGGACGGGGAUAAUCCGGAUCUUGCUCAGGUUUACAACGCUCUUGGUGUAAGCUAUGUCCGUGAUGGGAAAGUUGACAAGGGAAUAGCUCAGUUUGAAACAGCUGUCAAGCUUCAACCAGGCUAUGUCACAGCUUGGAACAAUCUUGGAGAUGCCUAUGACAGUAAAAAAGAUUACAAGUCUGCUUUGAAGGCAUUUGAAGAAGUCCUACUAUUUGAUCCUAACAACAAGGUUGCACGGCCUAGGAGAGAUUUAUUGAAGGAACUUGUUCAAGCAUCCGAAGGAGUUACUGUCACCAAAUCAACAGACAAGAAAUGA